Molecule: messenger RNA, 2385 nt
Organism: Magnolia sinica
Lineage: Eukaryota; Viridiplantae; Streptophyta; Magnoliopsida; Magnoliales; Magnoliaceae
Exons: 3
Coding region: 72-1838 (588 amino acids)
Source: RefSeq, a predicted model, not a curated record
CGUCUGAUCAGGUGGCCUAUCUGAUUGAGUUCUUAUGCAUCUCCAUCCUGUCAUCGAUAGUGAGAUCAAACAUGGUAUUUAAGGAUAACAAACGGCCUCUCAAUGAUGAUGAUCCAUACCAACUCUCUUGUAAGCACCCGAGACAGCUGGGUUAUGAUGGCAUUCGCCUGGCCUCAUUUUUAGAAACUGGUCCCUGUAACAUCCCCGAAAAACCUCAUAUUUCAGUUGGUGAAGGUGAAGAAAGCUUCAAUAAGCCUCAGCAUGAGGAGAUGCUUGUUAGCCAUGCUGUGAGUGUCAUCUCAGCUGCCAGAGACAAGGAGUUUGACGUCAGCGCUUUUGGCAGCAUUUCCAGCUUGUCAUGGGUCACAAGCAGUACCGGCAAAGAGGAUUUGAGGUCAGAGUCAGGAUUGCCGAUAUCUUGCUCCCCUCGUUUCCUUGAUUACGAUCGCCUAACAAGAUCAUUAGUUCCGUCAGAGGAGAUCUACUCAUCAUCUCUUCUCGAUUAUCCGCACCGAAAACCUGUUUCUCUUGGACCAGAUCAUCAAGUUGAUGUUCCAGAAUGGGGUCUGGAGGGCACCAAGAACUCAGCUCCAGCAGCAUUGGAUGUUGAUACAGAUGCCAGUGCCGCUUUUCCACAAUCCUCUAUUAUGCCGUCGUCAGGGCUACGUGCUCACCCCAUGAUGGACGACAGCAACUGGGAGAAGCUGGUUGGGACUUGUGUUGUCCCAAUGCUGGAUGCUGAUGCAUCUGCUCACAGCAGAGGAGAUGUUGGACAUGGUAGAACUGAUUGUAAAUGCACAGAUGUGGGGUCAGUUAGAUGUGUGAGACAGCACGUGAUGGAAGCUAGAGAUAAGCUGAAGGAAAUGAUUGGGCAGGAGCCAUUCAUGGAGCUGGGAUUCUGUGAGAUGGGUGAGAAUGUAGCGCAGAGAUGGAGCGAAGAGGAGGAACAGGUGUUCCAUGCAGUUGUUUUCUCCAAUCCCGCAUCGGCAGGGAAGAACUUUUGGGAACAUCUCUCACGGGUCUUCCCCAACCGAACCAAGAAGGAACUUGUCAGUUAUUAUUUCAAUGUCUUUAUGCUCCGGAGAAGGGCCGAGCAGAACAGGACGGAUCCACUGAACAUUGACAGCGACAAUGAUGAGUGGCAGGGUAGUGAUGAUGGUGGGGAGUUUGCAAUGACCGAGGAAGAAGAAGACUCUGCUGUGGAGUCUCCAGUGGAUCAAGAGCAUGUUGUUUACUAUGGUGAUGGUGCCCACGAGGAUUGCCAUGAAGAUGAUGAUGAUGAGGAUGAUGAUUUUGAAAUUAACAAUGAUGGAGGUGCUGGGGACGACGAUGACGAUGACGAUGACGAUGUUGUUGCCAGUGAAGACGAUGACGGAGGGCUCGAUGAUGUUUCCGAAGCACACGUUAGUAAUGUACCCAGUUUGGGCAAAUUACAAGGUUGCAGUUUGGUUCCUAUCAAUCAGAAUGCGGGUAAUAAUCCACAGAAUGGCUCAGAGGAUCAAGAUGUCCAGGAUGACUCAUGCACGUCCUACGAGUGCCAGCGCAAUGGCACCGAUUCGUAUGGCCCAGCUGAUGUGGCGGCAACGCAUGAGAGCCAAGUUGAGAUAGGCCGUAAUAAAAGCUUGCAUGGUGAGUACGGUAAUGACAUUUUAAGUGGUCUUGUUGAUCAUGGAUACUUGUUGGAGCCGCCCUGUGAAGCGAAAGCAUGGGACAUUGGAUUUCUCCCGGGACCCAAGGAAGACGUCGAUUUCUUAUCUACAUUCAAUAUGAUCGAAGAGGUGUUUGGAGAUGAAGGCCAGAGUAAGAAUGAGACGCGGGAUGGUCCUGGUAAAAGCUGAGCUCUUUUUUUUUUUCUUUUUUUUUUUUCCCUAUCUGUCAACCUCAUCUUGCACUGAAGGCAGCUUCUCUAACCACCUUGCAUCUGAGGCCAUUGAUCAUAAUGAGUCGGGUAUUGUCGGCAGGAAGUAUUCUUUCAUUGAGCGUAGGUCCGAUUUCCAUUGUGCAUUCAUGGUGGAAGAAAGGAAGUCCUGCCUUCAUUGUAAAGUAUAGAGUUCAAGUCUUAAAAGGGGUGUGUGGUUUCUGCGAGCUUGCAUCAUAUAGUGCUCUCUCAUGGAAUCUAUUGUUUGUGAAUAGCACUACCCUUACUGCCAUUUUUGGCAAACCCUCUUUCUCUCUCUCUCUCUCUCUAGGGAAAAUUUCUCUUGAGAAGAGCAUCUGUUUGGGAUUUUUACUGGGGCGAUAGGGUUUUGAGGAGUGUUUACAUUUUCAUCAGUCCAUGCAAGGCUUAUUACGGGAAGACUUCUCAUUGUUCUAGAAUGUUCUUUGAUGUUUAGCCUCAGAGUCAGUAGCCCCAUUCCCUCUUUCAAUAGAUCAUUGCUCCUCUCU